Messenger RNA from Linum trigynum, 3620 nucleotides. The record is from the annotation of a GenBank genome assembly. NCBI's taxonomy places the organism in Eukaryota, Viridiplantae, Streptophyta, Magnoliopsida, Malpighiales, Linaceae.
CAGUGCAUGAAUUUGAAGAUAUAAUAAGAAAACAAAAGCGACUCAGUCAAGUAGUAAUGAGGAAGGGGGAAGCAGAAAAAGAAAAGGUGGAAAAACAGAGGGAAAGGGAGAAGACUGAAGAGGGAUAAAGGCAAAGCACAGAAAAGGAAGGAGUGGGGAAGAGUGUGGGUUAUGUACUGUCUUGCCUUGUCCCCUCCACCCAACACCAAACCCUCUCUCUCUCUAAAACCCUUUCUCUCUCAUAGCAAUAGGAAGAGCAUCCAUCCGUCCUUAGUUCCUCCCACUGUCACACAUUUGCCUUUUUCCUCAUUUAUUUAUCUAAAUUGCCCAAAGAAAAAAAUGGGAAAAGAUCCUGAAUGUGGUGGUGGUGGUGGGGUUUUUGCCUGGUUCUGGCCUGGGGUUUGGCUUUAGCUCCUCUCAUGACUGUGUUUCCUAAGCAAUUGUCUAUUUCUCCUGUUGCUGGCUCUGAUUCUACUACUACUGCUUCUGCUUUUAUCAGUAAAAAUGGUGGAGAAGGAGGAAGAGUCCUACUUUGAAUUCCUUGUUAUCAUUUAGAGUCUUCCCUUUCAGUUUCUCCUUUCACCAUCUCUCCCAUUUUCCUCUCUUCUCUCCUUCUCAGAAUCAAGCUUUGUUUGUCUCUGCCUCCGCCUGCAGGCACGCCAUUUCUCCCACAAAAACAAGAGGUAAAAAAUAGAAAACAGUAAUGAAAAAUAAAGGAUGACCCUUCCCUUUCUUGUUCCUUUCUUUUCAUCUUCUUCUCCAACACCACUGUUUUAGCCUUUUCCCAUUCCCUCCCUCAAUUGCUUCCCCCCCAUGAUUUGACCCUCAUUUCCCACAAUUCUCUCUUUCCCUUUCCCCCCUUUCUUUCUUCAUUGCUGGGAUUGAUACCAUCUUUUCCCUUCUCUAAUUCCCUUCUGUUAGGAUGGUUGCUAUGCGGUUGAUACAGUACAAGUUCUGAACUUUUUUUUAACCCUCUUUCCAAUAAACAGUAAAGUCCUUUUUUUUUGCUCUUGGAGAAUUUCUCUGUUCUUUUAGAACACUGGCACAGGAGGGUGUUCCAUGGAAAUUGAUCUGAACCAUGCAGUGACUGAGGUGGAGAAGUAUGCGUUCCAUACUACUGCUGCUGCUGACAAGAACAAGAAGAAGACCAACAGUAUCAACAAUGGGAAUUCUUCAUCUUCGUCAUGUUCCUCCAAAAAUUCAUCUGACUCCCCAAUGGCAUCUACCAUUUACCUGGAACUGUGGCACGCCUGCGCUGGCCCUCUCACUUGUCUCCCAAAGAAAGGGAAUGUGGUUGUGUACUUCCCUCAGGGUCAUUUGGAGCAGCUUGCUUCUUCCCCUCUUUACUCCCAUGUGGAAAUGCGCUCCACCUUUGGUCUUCAUCCCCAAAUCUUCUGCAAAGUUGUGAAUGUUCACCUACUUGCCAAUAAGGAGAAUGAUGAGGUCUACACUCAGCUUAGCUUGCUUCCUUUGCCAGAGAUGGUGGGUGGAAAGUUAGAAAGUAAAGAACUUGAAGGGUUAGGAGUGGAUGGUGAUGGUGGUGGAGAUUCCCCUCCAAGAUCAACUCCUCAUAUGUUUUGUAAGACACUCACAGCUUCUGAUACUAGCACGCAUGGAGGUUUUUCUGUUCCUCGUAGAGCUGCUGAGGACUGUUUUCCUCCUUUGGAUUACAACCAGCAAAGACCUUCACAAGAGCUCGUGGCCAAGGAUCUUCAUGGAGUGGAGUGGAGAUUUCGACAUAUUUAUAGAGGUCAACCAAGAAGGCAUCUGCUCACUACUGGAUGGAGCAUUUUUGUGAGUCAAAAGAACCUUGUUUCUGGGGACGCUGUCCUAUUUCUGAGGGGUGAGGAUGGUGAGUUGAGGCUUGGCAUCCGAAGGGCUAUUCGACCUAGAAAUGGCAUUCCUGAUGCAGUCUUCAAGAAGCAGAAUUCUUACCCUAAUGUUCUUUCCUUAGUGGCUAAUGCAACAUCCACCAAGAGCAUAUUCAAUGUUAUUUACAGUCCAAGGGCCAGUCAUUCUGAGUUUGUUGUGCCUUACCAGAAGUAUAUGAAAAGCAUAACAAACCCAGUUUGUCCAGGAACAAGAUUCAGAAUGAGAUUUGAAAUGGAUGAUUCUCCAGAAAGAAGGUGUAGUGGAGUGGUAACAGGAGUCAGUGAUUUCGAUCCUUACAGAUGGCCCAAUUCGGAAUGGAAGUGCUUCAUGGUCAGGUGGGAUGAAAAUGUGGUUCCCAACCAUCAAGAUCGUGUUUCACCCUGGGAAAUUGAUCCUUCCGUGUCCCUUCCACCGUUAACCAUUCAACCUUCUUCAAGGCUGAAGAAACUACGAACCGGUCUGCAUCCAAUCCCACCCGAUAACCCUGGACCCGGAGGGAGCGGGUGCCUCGACUUUGAGGAGUCAAUCAUAAGACCCUCUAAGGUCUUGCAAGGUCAAGAAAAUGUUGGUUUUGUUGUCUCAUCACCUCUGUUUGGACGUGAGACAACGAACCACCGUCCACCACCGGACUUUGAGGUCGCUAGACGACUUCAAAAUCCCAUUUUAGCAGGAACGCCAAAGGCAAUGAUGAACAUUGGUGAGGUUGUUACAAGACCACACCACCCUCACCCUGCUGCUAUUUACUCAGGCUUUACGGAAUCUGAUAGAUUCUCAAAGGUCUUGCAAGGUCAAGAAAUAUGCCAAUUGAGAUCCCUCACAGCCAAAGGAGGUGAUCUUGAUUUUGGUGCUUGGAGAAACCCCAACAUAUAUCCAACACCACCUAGAGCCAACAAUAACAACUUCUUCACUCUGGCAACUACUGACAGUCUGAAUAGAAGUUUGUAUUUCCCUUAUGGAGAUGUCUGCAAAACUGUUCAAGAUCCUGGAGCUCAUCCUUACGUGACAAGAAACUUCCACUUCAAUGCAUCUCCCAUACAAGUCGACGUCGUAAAUGUUGGGGAUGAAGAAGUUGGGAAGAUAAAACUGCAACCACCAAGCGAGCAGCAUAACCCGAAAGCGAACCCAAACAAUGAGGCAUCUUUUGCUGGGAAUGCCACUGGAUGCAAGCUAUUCGGUUUCACGUUGACCGCAGCUGAAGUGUCAGCAGCAACAAGCUCACAAAACUCUGGUAAGAGGAGCUGUACUAAGGUGCACAAGCAAGGCAGCUUGGUUGGUCGCGCUAUUGAUCUAUCGAGGCUGAAGAGCUACGACGACCUGUUGAUUGAGCUGGAGCGUCUGUUUAGUAUGGAGGGUCUGCUACGUGAUCCCAUGAAAGGGUGGAGGAUUUUGUACACCGACAGUGAGGAUGAUGUGAUGGUAGUUGGCGACGAUCCCUGGCACGAGUUCUGUACUGUGGUGACGAAGAUUCACAUCCACACUAAAGAAGAGGUGGAGAAGAUGACACUAGGAAUGAUGGGCGACGAUAACCGGAGCUGUUUGGAUCAAGGACCAGCAGUAAUGGAGGCAUCCAAGUCAUCGUCUGUUGGCCAGCCGGAUUCUUCUUCCACUGUAGCAAAAGCUUGAGAAGUCAAAAACAUGCACUAGGCUAUCUUGAGCUCUGGUUGUUUGUAUCUUUUUUUAGAAUCUACGAUGACAUUGACACCUUAGAGAGGUUGUCUAGGUUGUUUGAAUAAAUGUUGCACUCGCAG